GCUGGGGUCAGGGCUCUGCUCGGUCCCUCCCUCUCCCGGCGGGCUGCUGGGAGGUCGGGGCUGUGCCAGGUCGGGCCCUAAGGAGAGGCAGGGGAGGUCCGGAUCCGGGGCUGGAAGAUAUUUGAUCACAAAAUGAAGCCUGCAAAGCUGCACUGUUGGAUUCUUAGUUGGUUUUCUGUGGCAUUAUGUUGUUUGUGCACUUCCCAUGAGUACACCCAGAGUGACAGCCACCCUCAUGCCUGGAAGAAGCUGUAUCUUGCUCACCACUGGCCAGUGACUGUUUGUAAGAUGAGUGCUAAUGAUUGUCAAGACCCUCCAGAGUACUGGACAAUCCAUGGACUGUGGCCUGACAAAACUGAGGAGUGUAACAGGACAUGGCAUUUUAAUGUCACUGAGAUCAAGGACCUGCUGUUAGACAUGAGACGCUUCUGGCCUGAUGUGCUGCACUCAUCUCAGAAUCGUACCCAGUUCUGGAAACAUGAGUGGGAUAAACAUGGCACUUGUGCAGCCACACUUGAGGUCCUUAAUUCUCAGAAGAAAUACUUUGGCACAGCCUUAGAUCUCUACAAGCACAUUGAUCUAAACAGUUGUCUCCUGAAUGCUGGGAUAAAGCCAAGUAGUUCAUAUUACCAGAUGGGUGCCAUAAAGGAAGCCCUUACAAGGUUUUAUGGUGUGACACCAAAGAUCCAGUGUCUUCCUCCAGAAGAGGGUGAAAAAGCCCAAACAAUUGGUCAGAUUGAAUUCUGCUUCACCAAAGAACUGCAGCUGCAAAACUGCACAGCAGAACUGGAGCCUGAAUCCAACCCACUGCACCUUGACCUGAAGCUUGGAACUGAGGAGCUGUCUGUCUGCAGUGAUGCUCUGCCAACCUAUUACCCUGCACAGGUCCAAGAUCACAAAUGAAGCCAUCAGAAUUUGACAGAACUUUUAAAACAGCAACAGAAACCCCAAAUCCUUAAACAUUGUACCUUGGAAAGCGGUCUUGACUUAGCAAUAUUCCAAAGCCCUGUCCAUAUCACAGGGAUGCUGGGAAAAUUUCUGCUGGAAAACCUUACUUCUUUUGCCAUUAAAGGAGAAUGAUCCACAUUGUCAUCCCA
Calypte anna (Anna's hummingbird) is the source of this 1097-nucleotide messenger RNA. It is a transcript of the gene RNASET2, whose product is annotated as ribonuclease T2. Gene Ontology annotation, cellular component: extracellular region. The record is from RefSeq and is a predicted model, not a curated record. The transcript has 10 exons. The coding region runs from base 133 to 903 and encodes 256 amino acids. Gene Ontology annotation, molecular function: RNA binding; ribonuclease T2 activity. Gene Ontology annotation, biological process: RNA catabolic process. NCBI's taxonomy places the organism in Eukaryota, Metazoa, Chordata, Aves, Apodiformes, Trochilidae.